UUAAAUAUAUAAAUAGUCAGCUUCCUUGCCUGUUUUUGUAAGAGGCAGAGAGGAAAUCCAAGAACCGGGUCAAGAGUUUGAUCUGAAUCCGAAUAAUGGAGGAUAAUACGGGUUGUUUGAGUCCUAAAGAGCCAUUGUUGAAUGGUAACGAGAGGUGGAAAAAUGAUGGAUUUAGUCGAGUUAAUUCGUACAACUCCCUCAGGACAGAUUUUUUAUCAAGAUUGCCUCAUAAGGUUCGCUCUGGUCUUGAUGUUGAGUCUUCUUUUCAUGUUGAUAUCUCUAAAACCAAAGGGCUUAGCCAAGAGGAAAAGGAGUACUAUGAAAGACAAUUCGCUACCUUGAAAUCAUUCGAGGAAGUUGAUACUUUGAUGGAAACUACAAUGGAUGAAGAAGACGACGAAGAACAAGUGGAAGCCGAAAAGGCUAUGAAGAUCUCUAACUAUGCUAACGUUUUGCUUCUGGUGUUUAAGAUUUAUGCAACAAUAAGGACUGGAUCAAUAGCCAUUGCUGCCUCGACAUUAGAUUCUUUGCUUGACCUCUUGGCUGGUGGGAUACUUUGGUUUACUCAUAUAUCGAUGAAAAACAUAAAUAUCUACAAGUAUCCUAUUGGAAAAUUAAGGGUGCAGCCAGUGGGGAUAAUCAUCUUUGCUGCUGUCAUGGCUACACUUGGUUUUCAGAUAUUGAUCCAAGCUCUUGAAGAACUUAUUGUAAAUGAAUCACGUCCAAAGAUGUCCUCAAAUCAACUCUUAUGGCUUUACAUUAUCAUGAUAACUGCUACUGUGGUGAAACUUGCACUUUGGAUUUACUGUAGAAGCUCAGGAAACAGUAUUGUUCGUGCCUAUGCAAAGGAUCACUAUUUUGACGUGGUGACAAAUGUGGUAGGAUUAGUUGCAGCUGUUCUUGGGGAUAAAUAUUACUGGUGGAUUGACCCUACUGGUGCUAUUCUUCUUGCACUAUACACAAUUACAAAUUGGUCUGGGACUGUUAUUGAAAAUGCAGUUUCUCUUGUUGGGCAAACAGCAUCUCCCGAAGUCUUGCAGAAAUUGACGUAUCUUGUCACAAGGCACCCUCAGGUCAAGCGUGUAGACACAGUCCGUGCUUAUACAUUUGGUGCUCUUUAUUUUGUAGAGGUUGACAUUGAACUUCCAGAAGAGCUGCCUCUAAAGGAAGCGCACACCAUUGGAGAGACAUUGCAGAACAAGAUUGAGAAACUCCCAGAAGUUGAGCGGGCAUUCGUUCAUCUUGAUUUUGAAUGUGAACACAAACCAGAGCACUCUGUUCUCAGCAGGUUACCCAACAGUUAGCAUUGGUCUAUAUAUAGAUAGAUAACAUCAUGUGCAAAUGCGCAGUCAGAGUUGCCGUUGGUUGCAUUUGUUUCGUGAAAGGUUACAAACUUGGUUUCAUUUUUUUCCCUGUCAUGGUGAAUCAGUUUAUCCAGUUAAGGAAUUGAACGAAGUCUAUACAACAAGGGAACCCUACUUUUGUAUAAUGAGGAACUUGUAGCGUUUUAAACAGGGCAGACAGCUAGUUUGAUCCACAAAAGUUAAGUUGUUGUUAUACAUGUUUGGUUGACAUGCUUUGGCUGA
This is a messenger RNA of Populus nigra (black poplar), 1586 nucleotides long. Its product is annotated as metal tolerance protein 4-like. Gene Ontology annotation, cellular component: membrane. The transcript is spliced from 7 exons. The record is from RefSeq and is a predicted model, not a curated record. Gene Ontology annotation, biological process: monoatomic cation transport; transmembrane transport. Lineage: Eukaryota; Viridiplantae; Streptophyta; Magnoliopsida; Malpighiales; Salicaceae. Gene Ontology annotation, molecular function: manganese ion transmembrane transporter activity. Bases 96 to 1304 code for a protein of 402 amino acids.